Diachasmimorpha longicaudata is the source of this 5467-nucleotide messenger RNA. RefSeq names its product insulin-like growth factor-binding protein complex acid labile subunit. Gene Ontology annotation, cellular component: plasma membrane. The coding region runs from base 445 to 1911 and encodes 488 amino acids. The transcript is spliced from 8 exons. Gene Ontology annotation, molecular function: protein binding. NCBI's taxonomy places the organism in Eukaryota, Metazoa, Arthropoda, Insecta, Hymenoptera, Braconidae. The record is from RefSeq and is a predicted model, not a curated record.
CCCUAAAUAAAAUAAAUAGUUUAAUUUAAAUAAUUAAUUACCGCCGUAAUAUCAAAGGAUUUAUUUUACGCGAAAAUUGGCAUUGCCCAAUGAUCAAACAAUUCGUUAAUUGUGCUUUAUCAGUGUGUGGUGUAUCGUGCUGAUAUAUUGAACUGGUGAAAUUGAAAAAUAUUGAGGAAGUGGAUGGGGAUUAAUUGAACGCGUGGGAUGGAUUCUCCGUCAAAAUUUGAAAAUUAUGAAUUCGAAUGAUGGACAUUUGAAUUAUCUCAUUGUCACAGCUCUUCUGACAAAUACUAUGAAGAAGUGAGCAAUAUGGACAUAAUCAAGACUAACCACAAGUAGUUCAUUGUACACCGGAAAAAAAAUUGAAACAAAAAGAACAAAUAAAUCAAUCCCUCGGAAGUUAACGACGUCUGACACUCGUAAUAAAAGCUGACGGAAACAAUGAAAACAAAUAUGAGAAUAUGCAGUCAUCUCUGGCUUUUGUGGACAGUGAUGGGUGUUGUCAAAGCCCAAACGGCCCAGCAUUGUCCACCACCAGCGUCAAUAAAACCCUGUUGGUGUUCAGUUAAAAAACUCGGUCUCGAUAUAAUAUGCGAAUACACCGAUCACACGCACAUAAGUACAGCCAUGACAGCUCUGAAAAGCCAGCAAAAUACGAUAAUAUUUUACUUGAAGCUGCGACACAAUAAUUUACCGAAACUUCAGGGAUUUAUUUUUCUGGGACUAAUUGUUCAACAUCUUACGAUACACAACAGCACAUUGGCGACGGUUGAAGAAACUUCUCUAAGUUCUAUCGGUAAACGACUAACACAGCUGGACCUCUCGCAAAAUUCACUGGUGGCUGUACCAUCAGCAGCUUUAGCCAAUCUCCAUUCACUGAUGAUUCUCAAUUUAAAUAGAAAUAAAAUAAAAGAUCUUCGCAGUAGAUCAUUUGCUGGAUUAGAUACAUUGGAAAUGUUGAAUCUGUACGAAAACAAAAUCAGCAACAUUGAGCAGGACGCAUUCACUGGCCUUGACGACCGUAAGCUAAAACGCUUGAACUUGGGUGGAAAUCUAUUGACAGCUGUUCCAACCGUAGCUUUAGCUUCACUCGAUGUUUUGAAGAAGUUGGAAAUGCAGGAGAAUAAAAUUACGUCGAUUACAGAAGGAAAUUUCGCUGGUCUGAAGGGAUUGGAUUCAUUGGUAUUAGCGCACAACCAAAUACGUGAGGUACCUGCGCGUGUAUUUUCACACCUGACACAAUUAAACUCUCUGGAACUAGAUGGAAAUCUUAUCACUCACGUUGAUCCUGACGCAUUCAUCGGUUUAGAGGAAAAUCUUCAAUACCUGCGACUCGGAGAAAAUAAUUUACACGCUGUACCCAGUGACGCGUUGCGGAGACUCCAUCGUCUACGACACUUAGACCUGAGAUCGAAUAACAUCACAGUUUUGCCUGAAGAUGCGUUCACCGGUUACGGCGACUCAAUAACUUUCCUGAAUCUCCAGAGAAAUUUAAUUAAACAUUUGCCUCCUAUGAUUUUUGAAAAUUUAAAUUCCCUUCAAACACUAAAUCUGCAAAAUAAUAAAUUGACCCACAUACCGGAAGAAAUUACGGAGACAGUCAUCGAUACGUUGAUAAUGCUCGACAUAACUGAUAAUCCGCUGAUUUGCACGUGCGAUCUGCAAUGGUUCUCGGGGUGGUUGAAGAAUCUGAAGGACAAGGAUGACGACAUAAUGUCUAAAAAAAGGACUGUGUGUACAAUGGUCCAGGACAAUCGGGAGUAUGCGGUGCAAAAUAUUCCACUGGCAAAAAUGGGCUGCGUUGGUAAAAAUGCUGGGCGAGUCUCGUCGUCCGGAUUUGUGUCCUUCCACCCUUAUUUGGAGGUCAUUCAAGUGUUUAUGACCGUUGGAAUUUUAAUUCUCUUGUAAUUUUUGAUUCCCCCAUUGACGAAUUAUUUUUAGUUCUCUUGUUUUUGAUUUUGUUAAUUUUGUUUCAUUUCUCUAUCGAUAUCGCAUGACUCGUCUGUUUUUCAUUGAAACUUUGACAAUCGAAAGCCACAUAAGUUAUCGAAUUUUUUGAUAAAUUUUGUUGAUGGAUUUUUUUAUUGGUAAACAACAGUGGCUAUGUGAUAAAAAUAAUGAAAGAUGCGUCGAUGGUUGACUCAUCCCGAGAGCGACGGGACAUGGGCAAUCAUUGAGAUUGGAUGAGAGAAAAAGGAAAAAGGAAAAAGGUUUUUCCCAUUUAUUCAAAAACGAUACAUAUCAUGAUCGUUGGUAAUACGUAUUUAUGGAUAUGAUUAUACAUUUUUCCCCCUUUCGAUCUUCCACUGGUAUUAUAUUUAGAUAUAUUUACACCGGUUUAUUGGUCACCGGGGGAUAAGUACGAAUUUCAGAGACAUAUCACAAAAGCGCGUUCCAACUUCCUCGUUUAUCAGUCAAAUUGAAAGAAAAAACGAGUUAAUUGUCAAGCUUUCAAGUUGAAUUGAAGUAUUUUCCAUAAUGAUGCCUCAAAGAUAACAAUAAAUUUUAUAUAUUUUUAAAAAUAUACAAAAAUGACGGUAGAUAAGUUUGCAAAUAAUUUUUUUUUAAUUUAAAAUAUAAAAUUUUUUUUUGUUUGCGGUGUGGAGACCACUUUAUGGGCUAUUGAUAGUGCCAGUGUAUUAAAGUGAUUAAUUUUCUGUGAGUCUAAGUGUGACAUGCAUGGAGGAAUGAAACUGGAGAGUACCUUAAGGUUCUUGUCGCGCUACAGUCUCGGUAGAAAAUAAUUUUCUGUAAUUAUUUCUCGAAAACAAAGUGGUCAAUCAAUUUAAUUUUUUCCACUGUAUUCAAUGAUGCGACUUCCACUAAACAAUUUUUAUUUAAAAAUUUACCCCAUCGUUAAUUUUUAAACAAUUCUAAUUCGUCAAAUUCCAUUUAAACACCUGAACAUUUUCUUAAACUUCAAAAAAUUCAAUUUCAAUUUCAAAAUGAACAAUGUCAACCUGAAAUGAUAAUUCCACGACUACUUUUUGCAACAAUUCACCCUAAAAAUUAAACCAAAAAUUAUCCAACAAACAUUUUUCCAAAUAACAACUUUAACCGUAAAUUACGUUCAUCGAACUGUAAUUUACGUUCACGUUUUUCCGUACAGCGAUAAAUAUUAAAAUUUGUAGGGCCGCGUUGCCUUCGCCUUGGAUCGCGUUUCCUUUACUUAUAAUACCGAAUGGAAAUUACAUAAUGACACAGCUUGAUGAAACGUAAUACACUGAACCGGAAGUGAACACUUUGUGCAAAGCAACAAUUCAAAGACUCCAAUUUUAUUCUUUCCUGCUGUCCCCUGACUCCCCAAAAGUUUUUGCAUUCCCCACAAUAAAAAUUCCACCCCAUUUCCCCUCAAUUUCCUCCCAACCCACAACUUAAACAUUAAUUUUACGGCACUGUGGAAAAUAUUUCAUCACCACGUCAACAAUAAACAAUCCCGAGGAAGUUGAAAAUGUGAUGAAAAUCACCGAAGAGUCUAUUGACCCAAAAAAAAAUAUAUAAACGCACUCGUUUCAACUACAUAUCAUAUUAGUCUUAAAUAAUCCAUUUUACCAAAGCUAUGUGUUUACUAAAUUUAAUUAAUUAAUUAGUGUAAAUUUACUUUCAAAAGCAAUUGUAGUGCGAAAAAUUUCUACCAAAAACCACCAACAACAACAUGAAAUUAAUCUAUGAAAGUAAAAAAUAUAUUUAUGAUAUAUUCGAUAUAUAUCAUACUUUAUUAUAUUAUUAUUGAUGUAAAAUUUUAAGGUGAAUUUAGGAUCUCGUGGCCAUAAAAAUCAUAUACAUAUCUCGUGAAUUCCCAAACUUUUUUUUUUGGGAAAUCAAUAGUGAUCGAAUCAGAAUAUUAUACAUAAAUAAAAAAUACAACUUUAAGAUUUUUUGAAAGUACCCUAUUCGUUGAAAAAAAAUGAACUAUUGACGUCAUGUUUAUAUUAGAAGAAAAAAAUUAUUGUUGAGGAUGGAAUAGGCGCCAUUGUAAUAGACUAGACUAUCACGCAUGUCCAUAUAUUAUUAUUAUUCCUAUUAUUUUAAUAAUUAUUUAUGGAUAAGGGAAAGGGGUUCGCCGAUUAGUUAACGAUCGACAUAAAAAUUCACUCGAGUCAGGAGAAAUUUUCUUCGUAAUUUUCAGUGGAGGAAAAAUAAUCGACUUUCCCUUUGCGAUGAUAUACUAAAUACCAUUCUAUAAUGGCCCUAUAUAUUAAUAUAGAAUACGUAAAAAGUAUAUCAUCGCUUUCCCCUCCAGUCAGUUCAAAAAUAUUUUUUUAAUCAUUUAAGCGACGAUAGAAUUUUUUUUAGUUAAAAAAACGUGUCUCUCCCAUCGAGGGGUUGUCAACAAUUUUAAAAGUUAUUUAACGCAUACUUUACGACAAUUGGGGUAACUAUUCAUCGGCUAUGAAUUAAGGAUCGAAUUAAAUUUGUAAAAUCACAGCACACGACACACGACACAAUCGAAUUGAUAAUUAAUUUCGAGAAAGACUUUGGACAAAAAAUUUCUGUCAUUAACGAGACUAGAGUAAUAGUACGUUAACAUCCCCCUGAGUUUUUUUUAUUUCAAGUUAAUCACGUUGAGACAUAUCGACUUGCUGGUGACGUCGUAGCUGGACGUGCGCCUGUUAUCUAAUCAAUAAAAGACUAAUUAAAUUAGUGAACGUGUAUUUUUGUACAGGUGGCUAACAGCUAUCAACGAAAAAAAAUGAUACGAAUGGAUAACCUCCCCUGACCUACACUGAUAAAUAUUUAGAUAUUCUGGAGGCGAUUUACAAAAACUCGUCGGUAUUUUUAAUGUUGAUAAUCCUCACCCCUCACCUCCUCACCUGUCCCAUAAAUAAAACGAAAAAACUAGCGAAAAAAAAAAAUAUUAAUCUCGAGUUUUCCAUUCUUCCAUUAUCCCACUGUCGAGGGAGACGAGAAAAUAUAUACAUAAUAUAUAUAAAUAUAUAUGUACGUUUUUUUAGAUGGUAAAUGAAAAAAUAGUUCAGCAGAUAUCACGCGAAUAUCGCAAUCGCACGAUUCACGCGUUUGUAACGACAAUUGGACGUAGAAAUAAAUUUUCAUUAUUUUUACGAAUUUAUUGUGAAGCGAUAAAUUGUAUCGAAUAUUUAAAACUAUUGUGUAAACAAUAUUAUACAUUCAGAGGGUGAAAAAUCGUGCAUUUGUGGUUCAUACCUAUUAUAUGUCUAUAAACAAUAUAUUAUAUGAAGUUAUAACAACAUUUUUCUCGUAAUUUGACGAAAUUACAUCGUAGAAACGUUAGAGAAUGAAAAAAAUAUCAAUUACUCCAAUUUUUCAGAUCGAAGAUAUUUAUAAUUAGUUGGAAACACUAGUUCCUCGAAGAGAAUCUAUAUGUAUUCAUGAUUAUUUAUAAAUUUUCGAAAUUUAUGGGAUUAUAACAGUUGUAACUAUGAUUAUUGUUAUGGUGAAUACUUACUUCCAGGAGACGUGAUUAAUAAAUAUUAGAAACGAU